Ambispora leptoticha is the source of this 1189-nucleotide messenger RNA. The record is from the annotation of a GenBank genome assembly. Lineage: Eukaryota; Fungi; Glomeromycota; Glomeromycetes; Archaeosporales; Ambisporaceae.
AUGAGCGAAAACGGAUUUCCUAGAAAUAGUAUGUAUUCAGCACUGACUGAAAACCCACCAGUUAUUCCUGAUAGUUAUCAAAACGAAGACUCUGAUAAUGAUACUCGUAGCAUUAGAAGUGACAUUGAACGACCUUUGUUGUUUUCUUUCAAUUCACCCCCGGCGUCACCACCUAUAUCUCCGCAACUUUCUCCUAUUAGACCCUCGCGUAAAUGGUCUACUUCGAACCUUCAGAAUGUAAUUGAAUCGACUCCACAAGUUAAAUAUAUAAAAAACAUGAUAUCCUUCUAUAUGCCCCGACAUAAAAUAAGACCAUAUUUUCGAGGCGCUUGUAGACGAUUAUUAUCGUUUAUCUUAAUAUUGAUUGUAUUAUUUACCGUGUUGACCUUUGUGAAAUAUAAAGCUGUUCCAAGCCCUUAUCUUUAUGAUGCCAUUGACUUUUCGUGGAAACCCAUCGAGCCAUUAAGUUAUCUAAAACCAAUCAAUGAGUCAUUUGGUGAAAUAAAUUUGUUAUUGGAUGCGAAUGGAUAUAGUGCAAUUAUCGUAAGUGAUCACAAUACGAUUAAAGGCGGGUUACUUGCUCAACAAAUUGCGCAUGAAAAAUUCAAUGAUUCUAUUGUGGUAAUUCCAGCAAUGGAAUAUAGCUCCUGCCGCAUUCAUAUGAAUUUAAUAGGUAUUAACGAAUCAAUUCCAUUUGGACCUCCUUUCCCAUCAGAUGAAGAUUUACAAAAUGCUAUAAGACGCACUCAUGAGCUUGGUGGUCUUGUUUCGGUGAAUCAUAUUCCAUGGAGUAAUAGCACCGAGUUUUGGUAUCAAACUGGUACAUUGCGGAAUCAUCCAUCACGUGAACAGCUUUUAGAAUGGGGCGUUGACGCAUUCGAAAUCAUUAACGGAGAUACUUUUGACUGGGAAUCUUAUAAAUUUGCUCAAAACCAUAAUUUAUUAAUGCUUACUGGCUCCGAUGUACACUCACCUUCGAGUGGUGCUCACGCGUGGACUACCAUCAAUGCCAAAGAUAGAUCAGUUGCCGGAAUAAUGUCGGAACUACGUGAAAAGCGGACUAGCUUUUUAUUUGAUGCUACUGGAACUCGACCUCGAGCCUAUCCGAAACCUAAUCCAGCUUAUUACAAAAUGUUACCUAUAAUAUUACUUGCCGACUACUGGACUUCUUUUUACACUGAAACUCGUG